GUGGGGUGGGGGGGGUGUCUGCCCUCACCCCCACACCUCCUGGCCUGGUGGCCAUAACGGGGUACAAGCUUGUAGGCUGUGUAGAACAGCUGUGUACACGGUUAUCCACUUCUGGACUUGUGUGAUGUAGGUCUUGUAAAAGCAGCAGUGCAGAGCUCUAGUCCAGUAGUACUUUAACUAGUAGUUAAACCACACCGGAAACAAAGGUCUUAUCACUCUGUCAGAAUGUGCGCUGUGCAGUUCAGGUCACAACCUCUGAAUUAAAAGUUAAAAUUGUAUCGACUGCGAUUCCUCCUUCAUUAGGGGAAGCUGAUCCGCCUUUAUUUCAGUUCUGAUGAUGAUCUUUGGAUUUGCACCCGUGUCACAGCUGGCUGAGGAAGCGUGGGCUGGCCGGGGGAAGCUGAAUAGUGUUGCGCAGUGUUCGGAAGCCCCUGCAAGGUGAGCUUUGUCCACUGGAGCCGGCGUAACACUGAAAUGCUUCCCCACCCCAGCCUCUGCUCCUCAUUUUCUUACCUAUUCUUGCAAAGCCCUGGGUCCCUUAAGAGGAUGAAUGAAAAUAUCUCAUUCCUGAGUCCAAAAGAACGGGGGAGAGAUGUUGCAAUGUUUUGACUGCAGGAAGUGAAUUUUAUCACAGCUUCCUCGGCUCUUUGUUUUGUCUUGGCUGAUGAGUGCAGCGCUCCAAGAAGAGAGGUCUUUGUUUCUUGAUUUUUUUUUUAUUUACCAGAAAUGUUCCACCUUCCAGAAUUCCACGUCUCGGGACGCGCUGCUUUUGCAAUGCAGCUCAAUUGUCACGAAUUGAGAACUUGGCAGCUACCACGUUGUACCCAGAGAUUACACAAAAGGGCGCAGCUCUUGUCCUCGAAGAAGGGAUGGGUUAUUUUUUUCUCUCUCCGCGCACAGCUUCGCCCGAGAUCGAUCUGUUUUAGUUUCCUGUAAGCUGUGCGGGAUGUAGUGUUUACAGGGAGAAUACGAGGAGUCGGUGUCUCCUUAGAAGUCCCAAUUUGUGAUGAUGAAUCUACCAACUGAGGUUUGCAAUACGGAAAGAUGCUUUUCCAAACCCUCUGUGUCCAGCUUAGGCUGAAAGAUGCCCAGGACAGCUCCUAGUCGCUUACAGAAGCGUGGAGGGGAUCAAUAACUGCAGAAAUGUCUGUGCAAUAACACAUAAGUAUCUUCUUGUAAUGCUGACUACGGUAGUGAUAAUGUACGCAACACUGUGAAGGCGCGGUGUAUCCCCUUAAAAGUAUUUACUUGGAGCCAGUCGGAAACACGCACCGAUCAAUACAGAAAUUGAAAAUGUAUGGAAAACGAGCUCCGAUAAUCCUAACCUCAUGGACAAAGUAAUCGCUUGGAACACAAUUACUUGCGCCACUUUUAGAUCACUGUUAUCUAUGUAAUGGGCCAGACGCGAUGGAAUUAAACCAACAGCUCAGAUAGGGGCUGUGUGCUUUAGAGUAUACAUACGACUCGUGACGCAGCGAAUAUACUGUAAAUAUACUUACAGGGCUGUUCUGCGUAACAGCUCUUCUCUGAACAUCAUAUUGUGUUGGGAUGUUCAGUGGAAGAGCGAGGAUCUCGCAAAUGGAAAUAACAAACAUGAAUUAUUGCAGUCAUAAAAUAUUGAAUUCUUCUGAUAAUCCUUGUCUACCCUGUGGAGCGUUAGGAAUCGAUACUCAGGUUAUCUCCCCGUGACAAACGUGAAAGCGGAGCGCACCCCAGUCCGAAAACUACAUUUAUAACUUGAUUUCACCCCCGUUUAUGACCUAAACUUAAGAAGAGAGAGAAAUACUUGUGUAAGCUGCCAAGACAAAUGAAUAGGUCGACCCCUUUUUUAUCUUACUUCAUUUAAUGUUUAAUUCGCGAUAUAUGUGUCAAUAUUUCACUAAAGCUGCGUUCUGCGCCAGUUGUGUCCAUUCACUGGCUGGCCAGGAAGUGGUGGUACGACCUGUGUUUUUACUAUUGCGUGCACAAAGGCCCUGUUUUGUACCCUACAAAUCAUUUUAAAUGAUAUGCUUAAGCGCAGGUAUCCGCCUCUCAGCCCAGUGUUGAUAUGGUUCUUUUCCUUACGCCCUAGUCCGGCUGGAGUCUGCGUCGUUUAGUCCUGGCUGUUGGGAGCAAGUUACUGGUUUCAAUUAGCUGUUUGUCAUAUCCCCGCCCCUCCCUCGGCCUCGGCGCUUGGCGUCUUUCCAGUCUGGAGUAAUAAAAUUGAAGCCGACUUCAAUUCCGGGCGGUAGGGUUGCAUUCCUGUUUUGUGUUCGGGUGGAAUAGCACGGCGUAUCUCCGUCUUCGGGGCUACUGACUGUGGGAGGUGCGGAGUCGUGAGGUUCUGCGCGCACCUGGAAAAGUUUGCCAGACCUCAAGACGAAGGAGCGCCGUCUGGCAGUGCAAGAAUACCGUCUUCACAUUUCAGCCGCUGUGCUGAAAUGAAAGUCCCUUUCUUUCACCCUCCGAAGGCCGGGGCAGUUCAGUUCAAGGUAGUUUUUUCUUGGCAUGGUCCUAAGGAGAAAAAAAAAGGUGCAGAGCAUGACGCAGCUGAAGGGGAGGUCUGAGUAAGGGGAGAAACAGCAGGAAAAAAGAUCUAAGAGAACAAUGUGAAGGCAGACCCCGAUGUCGAGCUCCCUGAGAGUGACUGCGUUGGCGAACCUUCUCCUGUGCGUCUGGUUGACCUUGGUCACCGUGCCAGCCACUGCCGGUCAGUUCCCCUGCCCCGCGUCGGAUGGCGUGUUUGCGAACUGCAAGGGCGCCAAUCUGGAAUGGGUACCAGCUGGCCUCCCCCUCUCUGUAGAGGUCCUGGACUUGUCUUACAACAGGCUGCGGGCCAUAAGGAGGGCCGAUUUCGCCCACCUCUCCCGCCUGCGGGAUCUCAGGCUGCAGUACAACAACAUCUCCCACAUCGAGGGCGGAUCCUUCCUCUUUAACGCCCUGCUGGAGCACCUCAACAUCUUCAACAACUCCUUGAGGGCCAUCCCCCACAAGGCCUUGCAGCCCCUCGUCAAGUUGAGGUCCCUGGACAUGUCCAACAACCUGUACGCCCAGGCCACUCUUGACGAUGUCUUCUCCGCCUUCACCAGCCUUGAGAGUCUGUCUCUGGGAGGUCCUCUGGUCCAGAACUUGAGCCGGGGAGACUUCCGAGCCUUGCAGAAGACCCGCUUGGUCAAGUUCGCCAUCAAGGCGGGGACCAGCUUAGUUCAUUACGAGCCUGGGACCCUGGUGGGCAUCCAGACCCGCGAAAUGUGGCUUGACAUCGCUCUGGAUGACAGGCCAGAGAUUUUGCCCAACAUUCUGCGGGACUUUGCCGGGAGUAGUUUUGCAUGCCUCCGCUUCCGAAACCUCUUUGAGUUUAAGUAUUACACGGGAACGGAGGACAUUUUCCUGGGGCUGAGGGCUAUAAAGACAAAUAAGCUGGUGUUCUACCGGGGCAAGUUCAAUGAGAACCUCUUAAGGAUGGCUCUCCUUAACAUUCAGGGCUCACCGAUUAAAGGCCUGGAGCUGGUGGCUGUUGACUUUGCGCGUUCACCCAGUUUCGUGGAUAAUGGCACUGGAUCCAGCGUGACAGACCUUUCCCUGGAUGAACUGGUUCUCUCCGACAUCAGCAACCCAGACAUCCUGCGCUUUGACUGGCGCUUCACCUGGUUCAGCAAAGUCCGCAACCUGACCAUCAGGAAUGUCAACUUCAACUUCGUGCCGUGCGAUGCCUGGGACGAGUUGAGGAACGUGGAGGUCAUGACCAUCGCCAACAACCGGCUGCGGGACAACUUCCUGUACAACCAGAGGUGCACCUACAAGGACUCCAUGCCCAGCCUCAGGACUUUCGAUGCCAGCGCCAACGAGCUCACCAGCCUGAGUACGCUGACAGCGCUCAUGGGCGAGUGGCGCCAACUCAGGGUGCUGGACCUCAGCUACAACAAGCUUGGCUCCCUGGAGGAGUCCUGCACUUGGAGGCAGAACAUCACCAAGAUGAUCCUGCACCACAACACCUUUGACCGCAGUGUCUUGGACUGUUUGCCCACCACGCUGGAGUACCUGGACCUGUCCUACUCCAGCCUUGACCAGCUGGACAUGACCUACUUCCAGAAGGCCACCAGCCUCCGGGUUCUCCUCCUCAGCGACAACAAGAUCAAGUUCAUCCCCUCCGGCUGGAGCAGCCCCAGCCUCUGGUCCCUGGUGGUGGACGGGAACUCCUUCGGCCUCAUCAACACCGGCUCCUUCCACAACAUGCCCAGCCUGGCUUUGCUGAGAGCGGGCAACAACCCUUACCACUGCACCUGUGACCUCCACCACUUCUUCCAGGAGACCCUCGCCAGAGGGACGGUCAACAUCACCGACUGGCCGGACGACUACAUCUGCUACCACCCCGAGCCCUUGCGGAUGACCUCUGUAGACAGGUUUUCGCCCGGGCGGCUGGCCUGCGACGUCAGGCUGGUGGUCGCGAUCUCGGUGGUCAUCACUGCCAUCGUGGUGCUGGUCAUCGUGCUGCUCUGCUACGCCUUCGAUGUGCCCUGGUACGCCAAAGCCACCUACCAGAUCCUGAGGGCCAGGUAUCGGGCUAGACAGGAAGGAGACCUCCUGGGGCGGGACUUCGCCUACCACGCCUUCGUCUCCUACAGCCACUCGGACGCAGAGUGGGUGCGGGAUCAGCUCCUUCUCCGCCUGGAGAGCUGCGAGCCCCCUUACCGCGUCUGCAUCCACGAGAGGGAUUUCAUGCCGGGGAGGUGGAUCAUUGACAACAUCAUCGAGAACAUCGAGAACAGUCGCAAGGUCAUCUUCGUGCUGUCCCACCACUUUGUCAACAGCGAGUGGUGCAACUACGAGCUUUACUUCGCCCAGCAGAGAGCCAUCGGGAAGACCUUCCAGGACGUCAUCCUGGUGGUCAAAGAGGCCAUUGACCCCGACUCCUUGCCCAGCAAGUACUGCAGGCUGAAGAAGAUGCUGAGCACCAAGACCUACCUGGAGUGGCCGGAGGAGACCCAGAGGCGCGCCUUCUUUUGGGCCCAGCUGUGCAGCGUCUUGGGCAAGCCCACGCUCCGGGGUGAGAGGCAGGGGAGCCGGAAGGACAGGUCCCCAUCCUCGGAUUGGGAGCUGAUGACAGAGCUCCCCCUAGAGGAGGAAGUGGGGCCUAGCGGCCAAGCGGAAGCUGCAAGUGUCUCUCAGAGUGUGGCUGGGGACCUUGACAGUGGGCCCUCGGUUGUCCAAGUUCCUGUGUGAUAGCAGAGGUUUUGACUUCCAGCACUGCGUUUGUGCUUUCCAGCAGCUCUUUCUGGGACCUAAUUUUGUUGUUUUUUUUUCAUUGAGGUAUCGAUCUGUUUAAGUAUAGCACUGAAGCAUACAAUACAAUAGUAUAAGUUACAGACUUUGCAGGAGAACCAUCUCAACAGCUGGUUACAUUAAUACAAGGAAGAUGACUUCUCAGACUUUGCAUGUAACAUUUUAUGAACUUCGUUUAUGAUUUUUUUUGAUGAAAUCCUAUUCUCAUUACUACCUUGCAGUCUGAUCGCUUCAUAUCUCAGAAGCAAGUCUAGGCCUGGUUCGUUCCUGGGUGAGAGACCAUUAAGGAAAAGACGUGGCUGCUGCACUCCUGUUGGUUGACCAGUAGGUGGUGCUUUUCCUUCUGGAUCAGAAUAUCCAAACAAGUAUCCUGGAAAGAUGACUGGACUGGGGACAUUGUGCUGUUGGAGGUGCUGUCCUCCAGAUUGUAUGUUGAUUAUUGAAUGUCCCGUGGUGCUGUUAGUAAGGAUUGCAAUCCCUCUUUGAGCCUGCUCAGUCUGGCCUCCCUUAAUGUCCUCCUUCAUUCAGCUGAUGAAGAAAUUUCCUUAGUUCCUUAGUUCUCUGCCAGUUCUGCUGAAACCAAUGACUAAAGAGUGAGGGGACCUAUUUUACUUAAAUGUUCGAAGUAUUCAAAAUCGGACCUCCUCAGAAUCAACACUGACACGUGAGCCAGAGGAGGCAAGUGGAAGCUACAGGUCACUUUAAACUCGGAACGGGAGAUGACUCUUUACACCAAGGGUUGUGGGAGUCUGGAGCAAGUUAAACUUUUGAAGCUGCUAGCCAGGUUUCCUUGAAGACAGUUCUGCUACGGAUGAAUGAGUGACAAGCGACGCAGCGAGCGUGCUGGUCUGAAUGGGCGCUUGGCGCUUUUGAGCAGGGGGCCGCGGGGCGCUGAGGUCUUGCUCUGUGCUGAUGCUGGGGGUCUUGCAGGAAGGGACCACACUGAGGGUUACCAUUCAGGAAUGUCGGGUGUUGAAUGAGCAAAGGUUGAAGGCCCUUCCCAUGUGGGUACGUAAGAUGUCUGGGGAUCCAGCGUGCCUCUUCCUCAAGCAAAGAGAAGAAUAUGGUCGGUAUCGGUGCUCUGCUCCUCGGGACCCAGGAUGCGAGCCGGGAGUGACCUGCGGGCUGCACUGUGUGCCAUCAAAACGAACAGGUGUCUCUGUGACGUGCCCUUGCUGCCAGAGGCCAAUGUGCUUGAGCUGGAGGGGCGUAGUUCCUGUCUUCUCCUGUAGGCCCCUGUCCUUACUCAUCCCGCCGGCUGUAGCUCAGAGCAGCACAAGCGAUAUAAAAAGUACAGCCGGCCUCAUGACAUCCGGUGCUGAUUUCAGGAAGCAUUUCUCUUUCCUUUCAACAGUUGUUUUUAAUUUAGCCAGAUUUGGUGAGGAUAAAUUUCUCUCCCUCUGUUUAAGCUUCUUCUCAAUCUGGUUCGACUGUCAGGGGUUCUUAUAAAGGCUUUUUACCUACAUUGGUCCCAACCCCACCACUCCCCAUCUUCCAAAAGUAUGUCAAGUGAGAUAUUCUGGGGUUUUUUUUCCCUGCUUUGAAAUGUUUACCGAUUGAUUACGGGGAAAGCUGUAGGAAAGGGAGUGGAGGAAUUUUGCUUGAGAGCAAAAACAAAUCCUUUUGAUUGGCAAGUCGUCGACAGCGGGACAGGUUUGUGUCUCUGACUGGCCUUACAGUUGAACUUUAAAUAGUACAAGAAAAUCAAAGUAAAUGACGAGCAGGCCUUGAUGUCCAUCACUGAAAAUACAGUUCUCAGUGAAGAAGACCUAAAGCUGUACAGUCUAGCCCAGUGGUGCCCGGUGACCCGCCAGCUCCUGCUGGGUUUGGUUGCAGCCGAGCUCUCAGUUCCACAGACCAACCCUUCGUUGACUUAAUAAGAAUAAGAUGAAUUUGAGCUGUGUGUUCCCAGCUCUUACACAAUGUUGUACUUUGUAACCCCAAGCUUGUGAGGAGUUACAAAAUGCAAAUAUUCCAAUUAAGCAGCUGCUCAAUUAAGGCCUCAAUUAUCUGAAGAAGGUGGGCUGGAAUGAAAACCAGUAGGUGUGGGGUCACCGGAACCAGGAUUAGGAACCAUUGGGGUAGAGCAAGCGUCUCCACCUCAUUCCAUUUAGCCUUUCUUGCCUGUUUCUAAAGGUCAGGAACACUUGGACGUCUUUCAGCGCAGUACCUAGCUGUCUGUCAGAUCCCUUUUUUACAAGUUUAUUUCUUUAAUUCCAAGAUUCCAGGCAAUGGGUGGGGUCCGCUGUAUUGUUCCAAGGCUGCAUGCUUGAGUUGUAAGAGUAACAAGGCUGGUCCUGUCAAGCAGGCAGUUGGCAAUGAAGGGCACAUUAUUAAGCUCAUUAUAAAAUUUGUGCAAAUUAUAUGCGUGCUUGCGGUUGGGUUUGGUUCCUCUUAGACAUUGUUUUUUCUGUUACGUGAACACAUUCGCCAAAGCUGACUCAGUAUUCCGUUAAAGGCAGCUCCUAGUAGCCGUGUUCCCGAACUGGGGAAGGAAGUGAAAACAGAUUGGAGGGCUGAAGUCAAUAAAUGUGCCUGGUUUCAGGGGCUCAGCCAGAAAAGCCGCCCGCUUGGAGGUUUGUGGCCCAGCCAUCGCGGGUUCGAGGCUGGUUCACACGAUUGCAUGCUACCAUUGGCAUUAGGCAGUGAGCGCGCGCUCUCUGAGCUCUCGCCAACACGGCGACUUAACAGCUGCCUCCAGGAUUGCGGUGAUGUCACUGAGGGACGCACCUCUCCUCCAAUCAGGGCGCACUCCCCUGUCAGGCAACACAGAGCUGCCAGCAUGUCUCCAGGCCGAGGAGAGUCCGAUUGGAGGAGCCGGUCUGCACAUCCUCAACAUCCCAGGCUCCCUGUCCCGUGCCGGAGUCUCACAGGAACUGGCAAGUCCAAACUGGGUGGACGUAAAAUUAAAGCUGUUCAAAUGAACUCCUACUGUGAAUGUUGUGUCCUAGAAGUGUUAUACUUGUGCACUGACCAUGAUUUUCUUGUGUUUCGGGUAAAAUAUGUCUUUUUUUUUAUCCAUGCAGUCGUUUACUGGGGUUAGGUAUUGUAAUUAAUUAAUAAUAAAACGGGGAUGGUAGCCGGUGGAUUUUGCUACACCUGGUGAUCUGCAGCUGUAGAAGCAGCACCAGGUUUUUGUUGACAGCUGUUACCCCUUUCUUUUGGGGGUGCACGACACCUUUGUGGAGCGCCAGGGCUGGUUGGGUCGCUGGAAACUCUGGGUUUUUUGGUGCCGGUUCUGUUGGGGCGGAUCGGUCUCCUAACUGAACGGAGUGGCAGUGAAGGAACUGGCCCCACUGUAGGGCGCCAGCUGCCAGCCAGUUAACCCGAUCGCGCAGUCAGGGCAGGGCAGCCCCCCGGGGGGACGAGCUGCUCCAUCGGAUGCUCAAUGUGCAAAGCUGGAGUCACAUGCCUGCUCCCCCACCUCCCAGAAAAAGCCCCCCCGGCAAUUUCAAGUGGGAGACGACAAAUAAAAAUCCACAGGGUGCCUUCAGGUGGCAUUGGCACUAAGAGGUGGGCAGAGUUCUGUCACUGUGCCCAUGCAUGCCUGGGUAUCGCCCCCUUCUGUUGAAACAAUGUCAUCUAUGGGCAAAUUUAUGCUGUAUGUGUAAAUUAAACGUCUUGCGUUAACUCUGA
Molecule: messenger RNA, 8898 nt
Organism: Lepisosteus oculatus (spotted gar)
Lineage: Eukaryota; Metazoa; Chordata; Actinopteri; Semionotiformes; Lepisosteidae
Gene: tlr18
Product: toll-like receptor 18
Biological process (GO): toll-like receptor signaling pathway; immune response; regulation of heart contraction
Cellular component (GO): plasma membrane
Molecular function (GO): protein binding; transmembrane signaling receptor activity; calcium ion binding
Source: RefSeq, a predicted model, not a curated record